AAACAAGAACAACAACGACUAAUUCAUCUGCCAAUAUAUUUCCGAAAAGUCGAAAACUAAGCGAUAAUGGUUUUGUGAAAUCUUCUAGGAUGUUAAUGGGUAAAAGGAUUGGGGUUGGUUUAAUAUAUUUCUCGAAAUAACUCAAUCCUUUUUUGCUAAGGUCUGGCGAGUUGUUCUUCGCUUGCCGGCCUCCUCGAGCCUCGUUACCUCGCGGUUCGCCGGCGACCCGCCGGGGCGGGCGGGAGAAGGAAGUCGCCGCGGCUUCCAAAGGGAAAUCACGGGAUUCCGGCUGGAGGAGAUCUAUGUUCACAAACGCGCAGCGCCAGGUCGAGCGCACCGGCCGCUCCGGCACUCCGCGAGACCAGUACCUUCAGGAUCUUGUGACCCAGUUCCAGAACGCCACGGAUGAAGAGUCUAAGGAGAAGAUAGUGGCAAACUUGGCAAAUUUUGCGUAUGACCCUUUUAACUAUGCGUUCAUGCGUCAGCUGAAUGUUCUUGAGUUAUUCUUGGACUGCAUUACAGAGCCAAAUGAAAGGCUUGUCGAGUUCGGUAUUGGUGGAAUAUGUAACUCAUGUGUUGAUCCUGCAAAUGCUUCAGUCAUUGUUCAGUGUGGCGGAAUCCCAUUGGUUAUACAAUGCUUAUCAAGCCCGGUGCGGAACACUGUGACUUAUGCACUUGGGGCAUUGUAUUAUCUAUGCAACCCUGCGACAAAGAAAGAGAUCCUGAAACCUGAUGUAGUUAGGAUUAUAAGAGAGUAUGCUGCAGCAGGAGCUGUUAACACCAGCUUCAGCAACAUGGCUAAUGCUUUCCUGGAGAAGCAUGUUGACUCGUGACCUUCGCUGAGAAUUUAGAGGGGUGCUAUGCAAAGGUGCCAUAAUGUCAUGUGCACAGAAAUUAGCAUUAUGAAAGAGGGAGUAAAAUGGAAGGAGGCUUCAAGACUAGAAUUGAAAGCCUGCUGUGCAUCGAUAUCCGAUGCUUACUCAAGCAGCUAGUUUAUUCCUUGAUGAGAGAAUGACGCCCAUAAGGCUUGGCUGAACAACACAUUCCUGCCUUUCAGCAAGAACAUCUCCCUGGUUUUCAAUACUUAUAGUUCAGUUAUCUGUCCAUGUAAUUUGGUAAUACCAACCAUCUUCUGUUCUUGAAUUGCCAGCUUGACACCUGCGCUGGCAAUGCUAGCGAAUGAACUCACUGAAGUCAAUGUAGCUGUCAUGAGUUAUUCUUCCUUUUCAGUGUCUGACAGAACCUGUAAUUUAAAGACUCUACAAUGUAGCAUCAAUGAGUUCAUUUUCCGUUUUCUA
Panicum hallii is the source of this 1298-nucleotide messenger RNA. Its product is annotated as armadillo repeat-containing protein 7. Bases 303 to 833 code for a protein of 176 amino acids. The transcript is spliced from 7 exons. Gene Ontology annotation, molecular function: protein binding. Lineage: Eukaryota; Viridiplantae; Streptophyta; Magnoliopsida; Poales; Poaceae. The record is from RefSeq and is a predicted model, not a curated record.